AUGACUGCUUGCACGGUAGUGAAAGAGAUCGAGAGGCUUGGCUUCGAAAUCUCACCACAGAAAACGGAGGCUAUAAUUUUUCCGGCCUCUGCGAUUGGGCAUGGUUCCUACAAUUUGAUAAUAAAAAACAAGGAGGUUCCUAUAACCUCAACAUUGAAAUAUCUUGGCAUUAUCUUAGAUAGUGAUUGGAAAUUUACUCAACAUUUUGAGAAGCUAUAUUUAAAGGUAAAUAAAAUUAUAAGUUAUCUCAGGGAAAUUAUGCCCAAUUGCAGAGGACCUAAUAAAAAGAAGAGGAAAUUGUACUUACAUGUAGUUCUCUCCAUGAUCCUCUAUGGAGCUCCCGUGUGGUCGGUCUCUUUUGAAGAGAAUCGAAGAGCGAAGACUUUAAUGGUCAGGCUUAUGAGAAGGAUCACCCAAAGGGUCUGUUGCGCAUACCGAACGGUAUCCUUCGUCGCGGCGUCGAUCAUCCCGGGGACUCCCCCGUUAGAGUUCCAGGCGCGUAGGUUAGCGGCUCUUUACUUUAAGACUAGAUCCGCCAUAAACGAUGAAGAAGAAAACUCUCCCAGUACUAUAGUGAAAUGGAAAAUUGAAGCGAAAAAACAGGCCCUACUUGACUAG
Linepithema humile (Argentine ant) is the source of this 618-nucleotide messenger RNA. NCBI's taxonomy places the organism in Eukaryota, Metazoa, Arthropoda, Insecta, Hymenoptera, Formicidae. The record is from RefSeq and is a predicted model, not a curated record.